Cantharellus anzutake is the source of this 234-nucleotide messenger RNA. RefSeq lists its product as uncharacterized. Lineage: Eukaryota; Fungi; Basidiomycota; Agaricomycetes; Cantharellales; Hydnaceae. Bases 1 to 234 code for a protein of 77 amino acids. The transcript is spliced from 3 exons. The record is from RefSeq and is a predicted model, not a curated record.
AUGAUCUAUGAUCCAACACAGCCAGACAAACCUGGAUCAUUGAUUGUUGCGACUAGGAAGACCAGCUUUCUUCUCUCAUUUCCCCUCGCUGCUCAGCUGGAGCCUGUGUCGCCUAGCACACCUCGUGGUUCUCCUAUUGAGACCGACCCAGACCUUCCUAGUCUUACCUCCACUUCCACUGGAUCCCUUGACCUGAGCUCCGAGCAGCUCGGUAUCCUGACACUAACCCUGUAA